AUGCCUCUAAACGCCGAGACUCCUGAUGGCGAAGAGACCGCCGGCCAGCGAAAGGACCAUUUCGAAGCCAUGCGAAGCCGCGUCCCACGCUACCUAUUCCGCGCCUUCGACGGAUCCAGCGGCGGCGGCAGCUCGUGUUCCGUCAUCAACGCAACCGAGAUCAUACCCCGAGGCUUCAUGAACGGCAGGCAAGUCACUGGGUUCUACAAAAAACAGGAGAAAGAACUGCAUGCCAUGGUGCAAGCCCACUUCUCCGCCGACGAAGACGUUCUGACUGGGUUUAGCUCGUGGGCUGCUUCUCUUCACACAGUUCUUUGCUAUGCGUAUACUUGUUCUCUGGAGUAUGAAGAUGUUCACGUUGCUGUGCUCGAUCGCGAGAGGCUGGAUGGUGAGGUAAGAAUCUGGUGGGUGCCGGAUCUUUUAGAUCCGGGUGAGUAUCAUGGUGAGCAUGAGUAUUUGGCGCAUGGAUGUAUCCGGGGGCCGGGGUAUACAGCGGUGCCUUUUGAGGACCUGAUGGUUGGUGAACUCGGCACUGCUAUCUUUCCUGAACUCACAGAAUGGAAGGAUGGGGAUCUCAACUUCGGCGAUGAUCUGAGAGAUAAGAUGUUUCAGGAAGUGUUGGUCGGAUACUAUAACUAUCAGACUGAACGUAUCAGGCGCAUAGGCAAGUUGUUUGGAGGCCUCGCUUUGCCGGUCAUGCUCGCGUUGCUGACGCUGAGGCCGCGAUACCUUGCUGAAGUUUAUGUGCCUGUUAAUGAUGCGCCAAUGGCGCGAGAGGAUUUUGUGGACUGGCUGAUCACAUCGCUGGACAUUCAAGCCCUUGAUUACGAUCCCGAAGAAGAACUCUGGUGUCGGCCAGGGGUAGUUUACACACGCGAAGAAGGCAAUUGGAAGGCUUAUCCGGAUGUUGAACAGUGGAUCAAACUGCUUCGUAUGAUUGGUGAGCGGCUGUCUCAACGAAGCGCAGAAGAGAAGAUGGGGGGUGGGGUGGAUGGUGAAGAGGAAAGCGGUAGUGACGAUAGAGAAAUGCAAGACCUGAACGAUGAAGAUUCGGGCGAAGAGAUGUUAAGCGAUGAAGAGCUGGGCGAUGAAGAUCUUGGCGAAGAUCAGUUGAACGAUGAAUCGGAUGAAGAGGAUUGA
Messenger RNA from Alternaria hordeiaustralica, 1140 nucleotides. RefSeq lists its product as uncharacterized. The record is from RefSeq and is a predicted model, not a curated record. Lineage: Eukaryota; Fungi; Ascomycota; Dothideomycetes; Pleosporales; Pleosporaceae. The transcript is spliced from 2 exons. The coding region runs from base 1 to 1140 and encodes 379 amino acids.